Molecule: messenger RNA, 1017 nt
Organism: Lachancea fermentati
Lineage: Eukaryota; Fungi; Ascomycota; Saccharomycetes; Saccharomycetales; Saccharomycetaceae
Source: the annotation of a GenBank genome assembly
AUGGCAAUACGCAUACCAACUGCUAAGGAACUGAGAAGUAUCAAGCAUUACUAUGGGUUUAAAUAUCUUUUGAACUCGCAGACUCAUGAAAGCAUAUUUCAAAAGCUUCAAAUAGAAGCUAAAUACAAGGAUUUAUCGAAGUUAAAAGUCUUGGACUUGUAUCCCGGCCCAUCAAACCAUUCGGCUUUGUUUGUUAAUUUAUUUAAACCUGCCCAGUACAUGUUAAUGGAUUCCCGGCCUGACUUUCUGAGACAUAUCGAAUCUUUUACAAAAGGAACGAGCCUGCAAUUCUACAAGCACGACCCAUACGAGUGGAAAUCAUACAUAGACCUUAUAGAAAAAGAUAAACUGUUCAUUCCCUCCAUAAAGCCAAGAGAUCUUGUUCAUGAUGAGUGUCUGGUAAUUGCUAAUCUUACGGGAAUGAUUGGAGAAGGACUGUUCAUGCAGUGGCUAGCAUGCAUCGGCAAUAAGAAUUGGCUUCAGAAGUAUGGAAGAAUAAGGAUGCUUGUUUGGGUCCCUGAAUCAACGGCAAUAAAAGUGCUGGCUAAGCCAGGCGAACAGAUACGUUCAAAGUGUUCCGUAGUUGCAGAUACCUUCACGGAUACUAGACUCAUUGCGACAACAAACAGCACUUCGUUAAGAAAAUUUAACUCUAAAAUUUUAGAGAAACACGAACCAAUCUUAUUCCCUACUGAGGACAUAUGGCUGACUGGUGGAAAGCCCAUCAGCUUAUUAGAAGUAACCCCUAAAGAACAUAAUGUCGACCUGGAUAAUUGGGAUUACGUUACAAAGCAUUUACUGAUCCUCAAAAGCACACCUUUAUUGGAAGCAUUGGAUUCUCUGGGCCAUGGGGCGAAGGAUUACUUCACUGGGAAGCUUGACCGGGAGUUUCUAAAGAAAACGGCAAAAGAUCUUGAUACUGAAGAAUUCUUGUACUUGACCAACUUGUUUGACAAAUGGCCAUUCAAGCCUGAUAUUUAUAUGGAUUUCAUUGAUGUAUUUCAGGAUAACGAUUAG